AUGAUGAUCGGUGAAACCCGGAACAGAUCAGCUGUCUCCGUCCACGCGGUCGGGGCAGGCAGGGACGAAGGUCAAGUGAGACAAGAGUGGCGAGGAUCGACGGUGAUACCCUCAACGGAUCAGCUGUCUCCAUCCACGCGCUGUCCCGUCCACGCGGUCGGGGCAGACAGGAACGAGCGUCAAGUGAUGCAAGAGCGGCGAGUACUGACGGUGAUACCAUCAACGGAUCAGCUGUCUCCGUCCACGCGGUCGGGGCAGACAGGGACGAGCGUCAAG
This is a messenger RNA of Iphiclides podalirius (scarce swallowtail), 276 nucleotides long. The record is from the annotation of a GenBank genome assembly. NCBI's taxonomy places the organism in Eukaryota, Metazoa, Arthropoda, Insecta, Lepidoptera, Papilionidae.